CGGCGGCGUGACUGCGGGCGACGGGACGCGUCCGCCGCGUGACCCCGUGCAGCGCAGCGUGAGAGACCGGCACGACCGCGUCUCGGGCCGCAGGGCAUGACCCCCUUCAAGGACAAGGCGCCCAACGAGCUCGUGACGAAUUUCUCCUACGCGGGGGAAUCGGCCCUGGCCGGCAUGGACCCCAACAUCCAGCAGUACGGCGAGGUGAACCAGCUGGGCGGCAUGUUCGUCAACGGCCGGCCGCUGCCCAACCACAUCCGGCUGCGCAUCAUCGAGCUGGCGCAGCUGGGCAUCCGGCCGUGCGACAUCUCGCGCCAGCUGCGCGUGUCGCACGGCUGCGUCUCCAAGAUCCUGGCGCGCUACAACGAGACGGGCAGCAUCCUGCCGGGCGCCAUCGGCGGCAGCAAGCCGCGCGUCACCACGCCCAAGGUGACGGCCUACAUCAAGGAGCUGAAGCAGAAGGACCCGGGCAUGUUCGCCUGGGAGAUCCGCGACCACCUGCUGCAGGACGGCGUGUGCGACAAGUUCAACCUGCCCUCCGUCUCGUCCAUCUCGCGCAUCCUGCGCAACAAGAUCGGCACGCUGCAGCACCUGCAGGGCGCCACGCACUACGACCUCAAGCACCAGGGCCCCGUGUACUCGUCGGUAGCCGCCAUGUACCCGCACUACCCUUACCAGCCCCACGCGGCGGCGCCGGCCUCGCUCUCGCCAGCGGCGCAGAAAGGCGCCAUCUCACCCAGCGCCUGCAUGGGCGCCGUGCGCGCGCCCUGGCCCAGCGCGCACUCGGUGUCCGACCUGCUUGGCCACUGGGGCCAGAUGCGCGGCCACGCCGCCGCCGCGCCCGCCGCCGGCCACGACGCGCAGAACUACAACUACUUCAUGUACCUGCAGUCGUGCAACGGGCCGGCGGCGUCGGGCGCCUUCGGCGGCGCGCUCGGCAACGGCUCGUUCGGCGGCGGCCUGAUGAUGGGCGGCCACGCGCAGCAAACGUCCUCCCUAUAGCGCCGCCCCCGUCCGGCCGCCGCGCGCGCCGAGUGAAGGGUACACCGCCCGGCGCGGCGAGCUGUCGGCGCGAGGGCGCCGGCGGCGGCCCGGCGGCGGCCCGCGACGCGGCCAACUCGGCGCCGUCUGCUGAUCAGGAAUUAGCGCAAUGACUGACGUGUAAAUAGCGAAGUGUUUUCGCGCUGGCGAGCGGAACAUGGCCGUCGGAUUUCCCGACGGGGCGCGGAGAGGGCGGGGAGGGCCCCUGAGGCGCUCGUAAACAGGGCGUCGGCGCUCGGCGCGCCCGCCGCGCACGAGCCCAUCGGCAGACCGCCGGCGGCGCCGACCGCCGCCCUCCCCGCUCGGCCGUGUCGGUCACAUUCCGCUGGCUGGUAUUCCAACCGUGCUUGGCCGCAUCAAAAAUCAGAUUUGCCGUGCCCGCGACACGAUCGCUUCGAAUACCAGCUAAUCGAGCGUGGAAUGGGGCUCCGGCGUCGCAUACGAUAAGGGUCAUUUUCGACACUUGUAUGUGGGGCAUCUCGCCUCAGCUAUCUCAGAGAUAGCGGGGGCAAGAGCUGCCAACGUUCCCCUGAUAGCAGGACAUCAGCGCGACCAAGGGAGGGCCCGGCGACACGCCACGCAGGAGGGAGAGUGGCGACGGGCUGCAGCGCGCUGGCUGAGACGGGAGGGGAAUUGGCAGCGUGGCUGGUACACGCUGCCGCAGAGCUGGCAUGGCUCAUCGGCUCACGUCUCCUGGCACAAUUCUCCCGGCAGUGUUUAUAUCACGUAGGGCUUUCCCUCCCCGAUUUUGCCCAGGGGAAGUGGCGAGCAAUAUUUGUGCCGGGAGCUGUGUGAGCUAGAGUUCGGCCGCACGAAGCCCGGUUUUGAAAAGCGGUGCUAUCCGGACGUUUGCUGUCUUGAAUUCGGCAGCGGACCACGCUUCCAUGCGGCGAGUGGGAAAGACCGCCUGGGCCUUGGGCAUGAAUGAAGCGGCCCCCACUGCCCCCAAACCUGUAGACUGGCGGCACCCGGGUCCGGGCUCGGCUGGUGGAUGCAUUCGCUGAAUCCCUAUGUCCAGCGCUGUGACCGCCAGAACGGCAUCACUCUUGUGCCUUUCGAAGUGUUUUACAAACGGCACUGACGCAGCUGAUGUCGUUUGUACAAAGAUAUAUAUACAAGUUGUUUUGCUGUGAAUAGUCGUAUGUUGAGAACAUGCAAGCAGGAGCCUUUGUGUGAUCAUUGAAAUGGUGAACUGUCAAUUGUUCAACGUGUUAACAUUUACCUACAUUGUUGCUGAACGAGUGAUAUGUCAGACCCCGUUGCUUUGGUGCCCAGUCGGUUGGUAAAUCAAAUAAAUAGGUAGAUGAAAAGGUUCGGCUUUCACC
This is a messenger RNA of Pollicipes pollicipes, 2366 nucleotides long. Its product is annotated as paired box protein Pax-1. Bases 97 to 1002 code for a protein of 301 amino acids. Lineage: Eukaryota; Metazoa; Arthropoda; Thecostraca; Pollicipedomorpha; Pollicipedidae. The transcript is spliced from 2 exons. The record is from RefSeq and is a predicted model, not a curated record. Gene Ontology annotation, molecular function: DNA-binding transcription factor activity, RNA polymerase II-specific; RNA polymerase II cis-regulatory region sequence-specific DNA binding. Gene Ontology annotation, biological process: regulation of transcription by RNA polymerase II; anatomical structure development.